Molecule: messenger RNA, 1541 nt
Organism: Calidris pugnax (ruff)
Lineage: Eukaryota; Metazoa; Chordata; Aves; Charadriiformes; Scolopacidae
Gene: B3GNT3
Product: UDP-GlcNAc:betaGal beta-1,3-N-acetylglucosaminyltransferase 3
Exons: 1
Coding region: 212-1246 (344 amino acids)
Cellular component (GO): membrane
Molecular function (GO): hexosyltransferase activity
Source: RefSeq, a predicted model, not a curated record
ACCCGAAUGAUUCUAUGAUCUCUCUGGGUGCAGACGCCUGGGGGGCUGUGUAUGUUGCUGGGGGGGUGGUUGGCUGGUGCCACAUCCCACUCCCCAUCUCUUGCAGGGCACGUCUCUGCGGUGCUACCAAGUGGAGCUGUGGGGUCUGGUUGCUGUGGGGCUCCUGGGGCUCUGCUACCGCAUCUACCACGAUGAUGGGCUGUGGCUGAGUAUGACCCCCAACCGCAGCACCCCUCCGCAGCCCCAGGCAGCCCCCAGGCUCCCCCCACCAACCCCUGCCCCUUGCGUGGCCAACACCUCGAUGCACAAGAUUGAUGGCUUCGCCAACCUGCCAGGCCACAUUCAGGACUUCAUGCUGUACCAGCACUGCCGCGUCUUCCCGGCGCUGCUCGACGUCCCCGACAAGUGUGGGGGGCCCGAUGGGUCCCCCGACGUCUUCCUCCUCUUGGCCAUCAAGUCGUCGCCGCUGAACUACGAGCGGCGGGAGACGAUCCGCAAGACCUGGGGGCAGGAGAGGACCUUUGAAGGAGCCUUGAUCCGCCGGGUCUUCCUGGUGGGAGUCACCGGCAGGGCCCAGGAUGACAAGAAGCUGAAGCCGCUGCUGCAGCGGGAGCAGCAGGAGCACAGGGACAUGCUGCAGUGGGCCUUCAAGGACACCUUCUUCAACCUGACGCUGAAGCAGGUCCUCUUCCACACCUGGCUGGAGAAGCACUGCCCCGGCGUCCGCUUCAUCUUCAACGGGGACGACGACGUCUUCGUCAACACGGACAACGUCAUCCACUUCGCGAAGACCACCCCGGGCGGCGAGGAGCAUCUCAUGGUGGGGCAACUCCUCGUCAACAACCCACUGGUCCGCAUCCGGGGCAGCAAGUACUUCGUGCCCACGCAGGUCAUGGCCGCCAAGGUCUACCCUCCCUACUGCAGUGGUGGUGGGAUGCUCAUGUCCGGCUUCACCGCCCGCGUCAUCGCCCGGGAAUCCCAGGACAUCAAGCUCAUCCCCAUCGACGAUGCCUACCUGGGCAUGUGCUUGCAGAAGGCAGGGCUCCAGCCCGCUUCCCACACUGGCAUCCGGAUCUUUGGGGUGGGGGUACUGGCCAACACCGACCCCUUCGAUCCCUGCUACUACCGGCAGCUGCUGCUGGUGCACCGCUUCGUGCCCUUCGAGGUGGCAGCCAUGUGGGAGGCCAUCCACGAUCCCCAGCUGAACUGUGGCAAGAAGGUGAGCCCAGGAGGACUCAGAACUUGAGGGGGUGCUGGGGGGGUGAAUGCCGGGGCCACCCGAGGGAGGCUCGGGCUGUGGCUCUCUCCGGAUCCUCAUCAGAUGCUGCUGCUCGGUGCUGCCACGGACCCUGGGGCUGAGCCCCGACUCCACCGUGGUUCUGCCAAGGGGGGCACGGUGGUGUCGGCCAUGCCAAGCCCUGGCUCGUGCCCAGAGACCACUGAGUGCCACCGCACACCCUGGUCCGUUUCUGCCUGGUUUUUGCCCCCGAAUCUACCCUCCUGUGGUCAGGGGAGCCCUGGGGUGCCGGGGGGGAGAAUAA